Messenger RNA from Xenopus laevis (African clawed frog), 1636 nucleotides. RefSeq names its product actin binding Rho activating protein S homeolog (gene abra.S). NCBI's taxonomy places the organism in Eukaryota, Metazoa, Chordata, Amphibia, Anura, Pipidae. Gene Ontology annotation, cellular component: sarcomere; cytoskeleton. The transcript has 2 exons. Gene Ontology annotation, biological process: positive regulation of transcription by RNA polymerase II; positive regulation of Rho protein signal transduction. The record is from RefSeq and is a predicted model, not a curated record. Gene Ontology annotation, molecular function: actin binding. The coding region runs from base 82 to 1242 and encodes 386 amino acids.
UUCAUUCAGCAGCCAGAUCUUCCCCCGAGAGAGCAGAUUCCUGCACUACUUCAUUGGCUGGUUGCAACUGAAAGAAACACAAUGGAAGCCAAAACAAUGAAACCUGCACAGAGGGCCGUCCGAAAAAUCAGAACUGCCAGCUUGGUUUCUAGUUUAACAAAAGGAUGGCAACAAUGGGCUUGCGAGCAUUCCACCAAACAGGCACAAGAACCUAGUGGUUGGGUUCCAAACAUAGAAAACGAUGGUCAAGAACACCAGAUAACAAAGUUUAAAGAGCAAACCAAACCUACAGCUGCAGCACCAAGAAAGGAUCCUGAAGAAGUUCCUACCAAUGACCAUGGAGAUACACUGAUCAAAACUAAAACUGUAACCAGAUCUUUUGCAAGCAAAGCACAAGAAAAAGGAAACGAUAUUUGCUCUUUAACAGAAAGAUACGAGAAGGACCCAAGUUUACAUAUACCAAAUAAGUACGACGACUUGGAUAAAAUAUUGCAAGGGAACAUAUCUCCAACAAGGAGAAGAAAAUGCUCAAAUUUAGUUUCCCAGCUCACCAAAGGCUGGAAGCAGAUGGACGAGGAACAAGUGACUGUCCAGGGUCCUACCCCAAAACUGAAAAAAUGCCGAAUUGAGAGCCUGGAAACAGAGGACAGUGGAUACGGUGAAGGUGAUGCUGAAGGGAAAUCACAAGUGGACAGUAAGAAGGAACCAACAACAGAACAUCAAGAGGAUACUGCAAGGAUUAAACAAUCAUAUUCUUCCAGAAAUUACAAGCCUACCGGAGAACUUGAAAAUAUAAACAAAGCUUACAAGAGAUACAGCCCUGUGAAUAACAUAAAGGGAAGGUGGGAGAACUGGUCAAGUCAGCAUGCUCUGACUCAAAAGCUAAACCCUUUCAGCGAGGAGUUUGAUCAUGAAUUUGCAAUGUCCAGAAGACUCCACAAGGGCGAUAAAGGAUAUGGCCAUCCUGAAGAAGGGACAAAAACUGCUGAAAGGGCCAUGAGAGCCGAGGCCCACAUCCACCGUGAGAUGAAGGAUCUGUGUUUUAUCAUUAGUACUAUGUCUGAGCCUGACAAGGAUGGGAAAGUCAGCGUAACUUUUGGAGAACUCUUUGAUCGAUAUGUGCGCAUUUCAGAUAAAGUGGUCGGAAUACUACUGAGAGCAAGAAAACAUGACAUGGUGGACUUCUCUGGAGAAAUGUUAUGGCAAGGCAAAGAUGACCAUGUAAUUAUCACUUUACUAUAAACAUUGGAUGGACGUUGUACAUCAAGUUAUUUUAAGCUUCAUGACAAAACAUGCAAAUGAAACUAACAUUAUUAGAAAUCUAGAGAUUUUCCCUCUUUUUUGGGCAACUUGGUUAACGGAGUUGUAGACUAAGGAAUGUUCUUAGAGGUAGGUAACCAAAAUAUUUAGUGGUAAUCUAAAGCUGGGUUCAGAUUUGUCAGUUUGGGGCAGAUUUUAAAAAUGUCUGCAGUCAUUUUAAGACUAAACGCCCUGAUGUAAGCGCUUAUCCAUUGAAUUUACCAAGAUGUCCAAAACUGAAUUGCGAUAACGUGGACUUUUUUGGAUCUAACUUUACAACAUACCAGACAAAAUCUCCUCAUGUACCCAACAUUAAAAAAUGUACAGCUUUUUCCUU